AGAGCAGCUGGCGGCAGACGGCAGGCAGACAGUCAGACCGUCUAGCGGGCCUGGCUUGCCUACCUGGCAGCUGCACCCGGUCCUUCACCCAGAGCUGUCACUCCAUCCCAGUUUCACCAGAGCCUCUGUCACUUAAGUUGGAAAUGGGGACAAUGACAGCUCUUCACCGGGUUCCAUAGCUCAACAUGGUCCCCUGGUUCCUCCUGUCUCUGCUGCUACUUGCGAGGCCUGUGCCUGGGGUGGCCUACUCUGUGUCACUCCCGGCCUCCUUCCUGGAGGAUGUAGCCGGCAGCGGGGAAGCUGAGGGUUCUUCAGCCUCUUCCCCGAGCCUGCCGCCGCCUGGGACUCCAGCCUUCAGUCCCACACCGGAGAGACCCCAGCCCACAGCUCUGGACGGCCCCGUGCCACCCACCAACCUCCUGGAAGGGAUCAUGGAUUUCUUCCGGCAGUACGUGAUGCUCAUCGCGGUGGUGGGCUCGCUGACCUUCCUCAUCAUGUUCAUAGUCUGCGCCGCCCUCAUCACGCGCCAGAAGCACAAGGCCACAGCCUACUACCCAUCCUCGUUCCCUGAAAAGAAGUAUGUGGACCAGAGAGACCGGGCUGGGGGACCCCGUACCUUCAGCGAGGUCCCUGACAGGGCACCUGACAGCCGGCAUGAAGAAGGCCUGGACACCUCCCAUCAGCUCCAGGCUGACAUUCUGGCUGCUACCCAGAACCUCCGGUCUCCAGCUAGAGCCCUGCCAGGCAAUGGGGAGGGAGCAAAGCCUGUGAAGGGUGGGUCGGAGGAGGAGGAGGAAGAGGUGCUCAGCGGUCAGGAGGAGGCCCAGGAAGCCCCAGUAUGUGGGGUCACUGAAGAGAAGCUGGGGGUCCCAGAGGAGUCGGUCUCAGCAGAGGCUGAAGGGGUUCCUGCCACCAGUGAGGGCCAAGGGGAAGCAGAAGGGUCUUUCUCCUUAGCCCAGGAAUCCCAGGGAGCAACUGGUCCUCCUGAAAGUCCCUGUGCCUGCAACAGAGUCUCCCCCAGUGUCUAACAGGCCCCAGAACUGCUGGGACCCGAAUGUUGGGUCCUUGAGGGUCACCUCUUUGGUCAAGAAAGGCAUUCAGCUCUAACUGCUCCUUGAUACCACGUGGCUUGGCCAUUGCUGGUGCCAAGGCUGACCCCGAACUGGCAGAGCCGAUGCCCUCUGGUGCACCCCAGGAAACAUCUCCCCAAGUUCCAGCGCCCUUAAUGACUCUUGCCACCCUGGGGGCUUCACCCUAACGCACCACUUCUCUGGAAGGGGAAGGCCAGACACAUGCCAGUUGGGGCUGCAUGAGGCAGUCCUCAGAGCAGAAGGGGACCAGGCCAGAGGCCACCUGUGACGGGGCAAACUGCAUCUCGGCUGUGGAGACCAGAGGGGCUGUUAGAUUUGGAAGACAUCAAUGACUGGGCCUGCGGCGCAGCCCGUGUCUGGUAAUACCAGGGACGGCAGAGGCGUUUGCAUCUUCCCAUCACCUGCAAUGUCGCUGUCACUCUGCCCCUGUUCAGUGGACUUGAUUAGUUAGGAAACUUCUGGAAGGGGCCCCCUACUUUAUAUCACAGAGUUUGCCCUAGACACCCCGUGGAAACACAAACUCAAAAUCAAGUGGCUUUAGGAGCCGCUGUGCCCCUCCACAAGCUGACAUGGCUACUCUAAGGGUUCCUGCUGGGCUGGCUUUGCUACGCUUUCCUCAAGCUGCUUUCUUAUUACCAGGAUGCCUCACAGCUACAAAGUCCAAUCUCACAGCACCCGCACUGGAAAAUACUGUUCUCCAUUUUUUUCCAAGGCACCCUGCUUUAUGAUUGGCUCAGAGUUGGAAUAUGGGAUGCAGGGCGUCUGGCUCUCUCAAGUGUCAAGCAACCCUGGCUUCCGCAUGUGGGGCGAGGGGAGUGAGCAGAACUCUUCUCUGUCAGUCCACGAAGUAGACUAGAAGCCAACGGGUGCCUGGGGGCAACUGACGGUCUGGAUUCUGACGCCCAGCCUGGAGCAGGGGCCUGGCCCAUCCUAUGCUCACACAGUGGUCUGGCAGCCUGAGCCCACACAACUCCUCAGUCCUUGACAAUGCUUAGGCUCUGUUCUGAGGGACUCCCCACACCUCCAUUCAGGGCUCCCCGAGUCCUCAGCUCUUCGGAUGUGGAUAUAUGACACACUAGCAUAAUAAAUCUUGAUCUGGCUUGA
Molecule: messenger RNA, 2195 nt
Organism: Mus musculus (house mouse)
Lineage: Eukaryota; Metazoa; Chordata; Mammalia; Rodentia; Muridae
Gene: Tmem119
Product: transmembrane protein 119
Exons: 3
Coding region: 186-1028 (280 amino acids)
Biological process (GO): ossification; positive regulation of bone mineralization; positive regulation of osteoblast differentiation
Cellular component (GO): plasma membrane; cytoplasm; extracellular region
Source: RefSeq, marked validated